UAGCUGCAUAAUGUUUCUACACUAAAUCCAAUACCAGUCCACUACACACCGAGUCUGUAGAUCUGUAGUGUGUUUGCUAUGGCAUGAAGAUCUGUCCCAGACAGAACAGGACAGCAACUGCUGGACACACUGCACAUGCUGUUAGCUGCUGCAGUAGAGACAGUGCUGUGACUCUGCGGAUCAUCCUGUUGGGCCGGACCGGUUCCGGUAAAAGCUCCACAGGGAACACCAUACUGGGAACAUCCGUGUUCCAGAGCGACAUCUCUCCAGUGUCCAUCACUCAGCAGUGUGUACGAGGCUGUGGUGAGGUGGAGGGGCGGAGCCUGCAGGUGAUUGACACCCCAGGAUUUUUCCACACUUGUAUGUCUUCAGAGGAGGUGUGUGGUGAGGUGGCACAUGGCAUGGUGGAGCUCUCUGUUCCCGGACCUCAUGCACUUCUGUUGGUCCUCAAACCAGGAAAGGUAACGGCGGAGGAGCACAUGACUCUGGAGUGGAUCGGCACCGUGUUGGGUUCGGCGGCCAUCAAACACACCAUCCUCGUCCUCACGCACGCUGACCAGCUGCACAACAAACCAGCACAGAGCUUUCUGCAGGAGAGCAAGGAACUCUGGGAAUUCUUGCAGUUAUGUGAGGGCAGGAUUCACACGCUCGACAACACGAGGAACGAAGACCGAGCACAGGUCAGCGAGCUGCUGGAGAAAAUCCAGGCAAUGGUGGAGAGGAACGAGGGGAAGUGGUACAUGUGUGAGCGCAGGAUCCUGGAAGAAAAGGAGCCGAAAAGAGAGAGAGGAGAGGAGGAUAAAGAGAGGAGGAAGAGGGCAGAGCGAGAGUUCUGGUGCGAGUUAGUGACUGCCAUGGGGAAGGGGGCGCUGGAGAGCUCUGGAGUUCUUGACAAAGGGAAAGGGAAAGGGAAAAAGAGCAAAGUGGUGCAGAGGGCGGCGGCUUUAGCGUCCACGCCCCUUUCGGUGACAUCGGCUGCUAAAAUGGUGGGCGGGGCCAUGAGGGAGGGGAGCAAAGUGCUGUACAAACAUCGUAAAACACUGCUGCAGUGAGUCCAGCAUCGGUCCAGCAUCAGUCCACACUGUAGCUGUGUAAUGACCAAACACCUCCGUCUGGACUCUGUGUGUGUGUGUGUGUGUUAGUCAGGUCACACACAGUGACACUGAUGAAGAUGUGUUGAACACAGGAGAUGAUGUAAAGCACCAACAUCAAAUAAUAAUACACACAUCUGAUAAGAAACAUAACAGUGUGUGUGUGUGUGUGUGUGUGCGUGCGUGUGUGUGUGCGUGCGUGUGUGCGUGUGUGUGCGUGCGUGUGUGUGUACGCUCUGUGGAUAUUGUAGAGGAUGUGUAGAAGUGUGUAACUCUUUACUGCUUCAUCUCCAUGUGUUUGUAUUGUGUGACAAUUGUAUUAUAGGUAAAUUUCUCCUCUAGGAAAGGAGUGGUCUGAGGAGUGAGAUGGAAUUAUCUUCAUAAUGUUAUUACAUCGUGCCAAAUAAACACAAAUAAACACAAAUAAACACAAAUAAACAAACCCGCACACAGUGCAGCAGUGCAUUCUGGGUAAAAGUUACUGCUGGAGUUUGCAGUGAUGAUGAACUC
This is a messenger RNA of Hemibagrus wyckioides, 1601 nucleotides long. RefSeq names its product GTPase IMAP family member 7-like. The record is from RefSeq and is a predicted model, not a curated record. Lineage: Eukaryota; Metazoa; Chordata; Actinopteri; Siluriformes; Bagridae. The transcript is spliced from 2 exons. Gene Ontology annotation, molecular function: GTP binding. Bases 84 to 1052 code for a protein of 322 amino acids.